Messenger RNA from Ceutorhynchus assimilis (cabbage seed weevil), 3943 nucleotides. NCBI's taxonomy places the organism in Eukaryota, Metazoa, Arthropoda, Insecta, Coleoptera, Curculionidae. The record is from the annotation of a GenBank genome assembly.
UUCGAGUGCCAAGUUAUUGCCCACAACGAUCUCAUAAGGGAAAAAGGAAUAACCAACCCUAAACUGGAAAUUGAUUAUUGUAUCCAGACAGCGUUGCCAGAGAACUUCUAGAGAACUGGGAAUAAAAAUAAAUUAUGUAUUAGAUGUGAGCUCAUAAAACUGAUAAUCUUUAUUUCCUGUAGUGUUUCUUGUGCAAAAAAAAAAACAAAAUGAUGCAAUAUGAGUCCUACUUGAUAGAAAUGAACGUUAUUUCUUCUUCAAUUAUAUGAACUAAUCUGGUAAUAUUUAGUUUUAAAAAAAUCGGAUUUCUUGUAACAACCACGCAACAUUGCAGGGCCAUGCCCUUCAGUCCGAUAAAUCCACAAUAGUGACGGAAACGUUGCGCCCCAGAGCAGAACGACGAGAAAAAAAAAACGGCUUUUUUGUUUUGAUGCAAUGGAACGACAAUUUUUACGCAUUGUUAAUGUACGACAAUUUAGUGCAUUGACUUUUUUAGUGCAUUGCGGUCUGUUCAUUAUAAAGCUUCUUGAAAGGUGAAAUGUGCAAAAAUUAGGAUUUCUUACUAGAGAGGUACGUAAUAUUGCAAAAUUUUAAUUACCAAUAAGGUCAAAAAAAAAAGUUUCAGCAACUAAAAUGGGUAAUUUACAAACAUCAGAAGGAAGCACCAAAGCUUCCAAGGGCCAUCAAAAAUCAGGAGGCCGUCAAAAAAUGCGCCUUUUAGGUGGUAAAAAAUCAUCUAUUGCCAAAACUGAAGAGUGGACCAGCGUAGUUCCUGAAGAAAACGAAGUUGAAAAAGUCAUCUUACCUGUUGUUGAAACACCUCAAAGCUCAGAAUCCAAUUUUACUUUGGCUCUUCUAACUCCAGCAGCUCAAGAAAUGCCACCCUUAACUGAACCAAUAUCGCAACUAAAAAAUGACAUCAACGAAGACUUCCAUGAAGUGUUUCAGCCGUUAAACAUUUUCAAGCUCAACGAAUAUCGCGCUAGAAUCGACCAAGAAAAAUCUACAAAAUUGGGGAAACUUGGCAUCACAAAACUGUCUCAGAUAAGCUUAGAGGGUGAUGGUACUGGGUUUUCUACUGGCGUUUUGGAAGUUAGCGAAGACAUCAAGAGUCCUUGUCAAAGUGAAGGUGGAAUUUUGGACAAUCAUGGCAAAAAUAAUAAUGAGCAGACAAACAAUUUAGGUGGUCCACCAGCUUAUAGAAGACACAUGUCAGUUCCUUUGGACGUAGGUGCGAUUUCCGAUGGUAAUACUCUACAAAAAGCGACUUCUUUGAGUAGAGCGGAAUUAGAAGCACGACUACAGAGGCCUAAGUUUGUUCCUGAAAAAUUGGAUUUUAGAUUGUAUGAAAAAUUCGAAGGUUACAUGUUAAUCAACUGGUACGUAUCUGAGCUAAGUGCCGACAGCCCUGCCAAGCUGCAAUUGGGCAUAGCCGAGCUAAAACUGCUGGCAUCUCAAUUUUGUACUCAUCUUUUAGCAGCUGGAGUCCUGAAACAAUUACCUGAUCCUGGAGUACCGCCUACUACAAUUUUUCGACCCGAUUGUAUUUAUUUUUGGAGCCAUGGAGAAUCUCAGCAAUCUCAACCACAAACUCCUGGUAGGCUGAGCUCACUGUACUGGCCUCCUAGUUCACCAUGUGAACUGUUGCCUAAUGAUAUUGUUGACGAUGUAGCAGGUCAUGAAUUAGUUUUGAGACCAAUUGAAAUGAAAAGUUCGGCCAGAGAUGUGGAAAUUUUAUCGUUUGAAGAAGAAAUUCGGAGCCUCAGGCAAGAAGUGGAAAAAUAUAAAACGUUGAUUGAAAUACAAAAUUUAACUUCGUCGGCUGUAAAAGACUUUGAAUCGCCAAUCAAUGAAAAAGGAUUUUUAUUGGAAAAAGUGAACGUUGCAACGAGUACAGUAGAAACUACGACUAUAGAGAAAUCUUCACAAGUUUUUUUGGAUUUUAAAGAGUGUGAAACUCAAACUGAAGAAGAUGUUUAUGUGCAAAUUGGGACCCAAACAGAAAAAGAUGAAAUUAAGAUGUCUCUUUUGCACCUCCGCCACCUCCACCCCUUACCGCCUCCUAUGCCACAACAAGUUCCUAUACCUCCACCACCACCACCAAUGCCAUCCCAGCAAAUUCCUACACCUCCAUUACCUAUAGUUUCUGAAAUACCACCUCCACCUCCAAUACCUGGAAUGCCACCUCCACCUCCAAUGCCUGGAAUGCCUGCUCCACCUCCGUUUCCUGGAAUGCCACCUCCACCUCCUUUUCCUGGUAUGCCACCUCCACCUCCAUUUGCUGGUAUGCCACCUCCACCGCCAAUUGGUGGACCUUUGCCGAUGCCUGCGCCGCCUCCAGGAGGGUUCAAUGCUCAAAAAGAAGCUGUUAAGAAGCCGCCAAUCAAUCCGCCAGUGCCAAUGAAACCGCUCUACUGGACCAGAAUUUUAGUAGCUCAGUCGUCAAACAGCUCAAACGACAGUAGCUCAGCUUUGUGGGAUGAAAUCGAGGAAUUGCCACUAGAAUCGCUACCUGAAGACUUUACGAAACUAUUUUCUAGACAAGUAAUAAAUCGAACUCCUACUGUAAAAAAACCAGAACAAAAACCCAAAGUCGAAGUAGUCAAACUACUAGACCCAAAACGAUCUCAGUGCGUUGGAAUUUUAGCUCAAAGUUUACGUCAAGACUUUCACGAAAUCGAAAAUGCGAUUUACAGUUUUGAUACUUCUAUAGUUAGUUUAGAGGCCUUGCAGCAGAUUUAUGAAGUGAGAGCUACAGAUGAAGAGUUGGCCCAAAUUAAUGAGCAUUUAAACACCAGGCCUGAUGUGUCUUUGGACAAACCAGAGCAGUUUUUACAUGAUUUAAGUCAAAUAUCGGACUUUUCUGAACGAAUUGCUUGUCUUACGUUUCAGGUGGAAUUUGAAGACGCAAUAACAACAAUCAGUCACACUUUAGACAAUUUCCGUUGCACUUGCGAAUUCCUCACCAAAAGUUCUGAACUAAAAAAAGUGCUGGCACUAGUAUUAACUCUAGGCAAUUACAUGAAUGGUGGAAAUGUGGCACGUGGUCAAGCAGACGGUUUUGGAUUGGACGUACUGAGCAAAUUAAAAGAUGUUAAAGGCAGUCAAGCAGGUGUAACACUAUUGCACUUUGUCGUCAGUACUUUUGCCAGAAAAUUCACUGAAUCUGAUGACAGGCCGCUUCCUUUACCAGUACCUGAACCUGGAGAUGUACGCAGAGCUAUGGCAUUGGAUUUUGAAGCUAUGCAAAGGGAACUUAAUAGGCUCAAAACAAAACUAAAUGAAUGUGAGAAAAAGACUGAAAAAAUCAUCGCAAAUUCAACUUCGGAAAAUUUGCAACCGUUCAAAGACAAAAUGGAAGCUUUUUUGGAAAAAUCUCAUUUACAGCAUAAGACAGAGUGUGAGAAUCUUGAAGAAUGUCACAAACUAUUUAUAGCUACUAUGAAAAUGUACCUGUUCAAGCCAAAAAAAGGACCUCUCAACGCAUUCGCUCCGUCAGGCUUUUUUGAGCUUUGGCUACCAUUUUGCGCAGAUUUUAAGGAUAUUUAUAAGAAGGAAAUUAUCACUAUUCAAGUUGAAAAGGCUAAAGAAAAAAAACGUAAAGAAUAUCAAAAAGCAAAUUCGAUAAAGGAGCGGGAAAAUGGCUUAAAGGCAAAAUUCAAAAAAGCCAAAGCCAGAUUGAGCGAUUCGAAAAAGGCCCAAGAAGGAAGUCACGAUACUUUGUAAAAUUUUGUAAUUUAGAGUUGGAGGAAAGGAACAAUUUAAUUGUAGUUUAUUAUUGAUUGAGUAUAUAAAAAUGUUUACAAAAAGAGUUUAAUUAGUUGUUUUACAUAGAAGAAAAUGUAAAUAAUUUUGUGUUUUUAUAAGAAGUUUAUUUUAUUUAUAUUAUAAUAAUUAUUAUGUCUUGUAUUUUUUUUGUAAUAAAUUUUAAUUUGUAUUUCAU